Orbicella faveolata is the source of this 2333-nucleotide messenger RNA. RefSeq names its product ras GTPase-activating protein-binding protein 1-like. Gene Ontology annotation, cellular component: cytosol; ribonucleoprotein complex. Gene Ontology annotation, molecular function: mRNA binding. The record is from RefSeq and is a predicted model, not a curated record. Lineage: Eukaryota; Metazoa; Cnidaria; Anthozoa; Scleractinia; Merulinidae.
GUGACUGCGAGCAUGUGAUUUUUGUUGGAGGAGCAUGAAAAUUUGGUUCGAAAGAAGAGGAAAAUCGCCCGUUUGCCCCAUGGAAUAGCCUUGCGAUUUGGUCAUUUGGAAAGAGAGAUGCCAGAUAAAAGUAUAUUUUUCUGAUUACAGGGAUUUGCAAAGUAAGAGAUGGUGACGGUGCCAUCCCCUCAAUGUGUUGGACGAGAAUUUGUCCGGCAGUAUUACACCCUCCUGAAUCAAGAACCUGUACAGAUUCACAGGUUUUACACAAAACAAUCCUGGUUUCUCCAUGGGAGGGCAGAGAAUGGCCCUACUGAACCCCCUGUGAUUGGUCAAGAGGCAAUCUACACCAAGAUCAAAGAACUCAAUUUUCAUGACUGCCACACGAAGAUCAGACAAGUAGACAGUCACUCCACUGUUGGUGGAGGAGUGGUAGUGCAGGUGUCUGGUGAACUAUCCAAUAAUGGACAGCCCAUGAGGAGGUUUAUGCAGACCUUUGUCUUGGCUCCUGGCGAGGGUCCAAGAAAGUAUUACGUUCAUAAUGACAUAUUCCGUUAUCAAGAUGAAGUGUUUUCAGAGGAGACAAGUGACGAGCCAGCUGAUGGGACUGUUGAUUCUGAAGGUGAAGAGGAACUUUCCCAGCAAGUGCCAGUAAACAACAGUGUCAGCAGCUACGACCAGUCUAACGAGGAGCAACACAUUGCUCCAGACAGUGCCAGUGAUAAUCUGUAUUAUGCAGAUCAGGGACAAACUAAUGGUCCUGGAAGUUUGAUGAACCAAGAGCCACUGGUCGAUGAAGAUGAUGGCAAUGAAGAAGAAUCACUAGAACUGCAAGAAGUCGUCAUUGACAAGCAGCCACAGAUUCCUCAUCAUGAACCUGCCAAAGAAAUACAAGUCACUCAACCAGUGGAGGAGGAGGAAGCUGUUUCUCCACUUACUGAUGGACAACCUGCUGAGGCUCCUUAUGAAGAAGAGCAGGAAGAUGUCGAAGAGGAGGAGGAGCCUGAAGAGCCAGGGCCUGAACUAGAGGCACCUUUAGAGGAUGUCUCUGGUGAGCCUGUUGAAUCAGUACCAGAGAAGCCAAAGACCUGGGCUGCCCUUGCUGCAUCUCGUGCACCAUCAGGUCAAUCUAACUCUGCUCCAGCUACAAACUCACGCCCUGUGAGACAGACACAACAGUCUCCUGCUCAGGCUGUCUUACCACCACCACCUAGACCCCAGGCUGCCCCAGCCCGCCCCUCCAAGGAAACCCGUGGAGGAAUGAGCAGUAGAGAGGCAAGACUGACGGCACGGAAUGCACCUGAUAAUCAUCAGGUGUUUAUUGGUAAUUUGCCUCCUGGAGUCAAGGAUGAUGAAGUGCGAAAUGUGUUUUGUAAGUAUGGAACAAUACUGGAAAUCAGGCUCAAUCCCAAGAACUUUGGAUUUGUGAUCUUUAACAGCUCUGACCCAGUGGAACAAAUUCUAAACAACAGACCAAUCAAAAUUGGUGACCAUGAAAUCAACAUUGAAGAGAAGAAGCCUAGCGGAGCAGUCGGCCGCGGUGGAGGUGGAAAUCGUCGAGGUGGUGGUGGUGGCGGAGGUGCGCGUGGAAACGCGCGUGGGGGUGGCAGUGGAGGCGGUGGACAAGCUGGCCGAGGAGGCGCUGGAGGAUCUCGGGCGGGUAACCGCGGAGGAUUUGGAGCGAAUACUGGCAAUGCAAACGCAGGGUCUGGAUCUAGCGGGCGAUCGGGCGGGCGUCGGGACAGCGGGGGUCGUGGCGGGAAAUACAAGUAGUAUGGUGCGACGUUGAGAGAAGUAGCAUAAAUUAUUCCCAAGGAAAACAAAAGACAAAAGCAAGCAGACAGCCAUGGUGGCGUUUUUGUUUUUUUUUCCUUUUCACUUCCUAGAAAGCUUUUAUGUCGUUUUCAUGUAUGUGUUGUGGGCCGAACAACAUGGCGGGCUGGUUUGCAUUUUGUCUGCUGGCGGAUAACGUUGAAGAUUGUUGUAGUAGUUGUAAUUAUAGUCAUACAGUGUCGCGGUGUGCUCGUCGUGUUAGAGAGUUUUAUCGUUACUAAAUAAUAAGCCACUUACGUUUAUUUUUUCAAGGCAAGUGGAAAAGCCAGGCUUUUACACCACCGAGCCGCAAUACCGCCAUGGUUUUGCCCAUCCUCCAUCGCUCUUUCAACACAGGCGAACUUUAUACGAAGUGAAAUUUCAGAUUUAAAAAUAAUUGUGACCUUUUUUUAGUGUAGAGACCGUCCAAAGUUAUAUGGAAAUGCGACGUUUGCAGUAUUUAUAUUGGAUACCACUAUUACGAAUCACCAAGGAAUAAAAAGAAGCCUGCAAUAUUGUAA